UGACCUGACAUUGAGCUAACAGCAGCUAGCAGGGACGGGACCGGCGGUACCGACGUUUAACGGACAGCUGUUUGGCACCAAGCUGGCUGUGUAGGCUGCGGCAGCCCGGACCGUUCAGGACAUCGAAGAGUCGGUCACAGCAGAGAAGAUCCCUCCUCCAGCUCUGGGUGCCUACGUGCGAGCUGUGAAGAGCUGAUGGCCGCCGCGUGAGCCUCGUAGCUUCCGGAUGAAGACAGAAGGAAAAUUCGGCGACGUUGUCCCGUCUUUCAGGAUGUGUGCGGUCACCCAGUGUCAGCAGGCUCAGGAGGAGCUUGAAGAUGCCAUCAAUGCAGUGAUGAAGGCGGAGCAGCAGCUCAGAGAGAACGCCCGUGAGGUGCGCUCGGAGCUGCAGAGCUGUGUGAGUCGUCAGCAGGAGGCGCUGCGCUGCAGAGAGGUUUGGCUGCUGGGUCAGAUCGAGCUGCUGGAACAAGUGAAGACUGAAACGCUGCAGCAGCAGCUUCACCAGCUGCACCGGCUCCGAGGUCAGUUUGAUGUGAUCAUCCAACAGCUUCAUAACAACAAUAGCAACGACCUGAACAACCAAUUGACUGCCUGCAUGGAGAAGUUGUCUUCUUUGAAUCUGACACCCGAGGAAACUCCUGAUAUGAGUUUCAAUGCUGACACUCGAUCUCUAAGGCAGGCUAUCACUUCAUUUGGCCGCAUCACCGCACAGAUGUCAGAGGGUGUGGCUUCCACAAGCCCCGCCCACCAGGGGGCAUCAAUGCAGAGCUGUCCAAUGGGAGCUCAGAAGAAGAAGGUGGAGGGCGGAGCUCUCUCUGAUUGGCUUCUGGAGUCUCACCCAAGUCGAAGCAGUGCCUCCAUUGGUUACCAGUCCAGCAUGAACCCGCAGGAUUGGCUGCUGUCCCACAAGCAGAGCCAGACUUCCUGUCCCGUGCUGAACUCGAUGGACUUCCUGCAGGCCUGGGGUCAGCUCAAGGACCUGGAGGCGUGGCUUCUGCAGGACCACACCCCCAUGGGCCGCCAGCGAGUGGACAGCAACUGCAGCUCCUCCUUCUCCAUUGAGAAGAUCGACGAAUCAGAGUUUACCUCCAGUCCCGAGGAAGAGGAGCUGAGCGACUGGCUCAUCACCCCACCUACCGUUGCCAUGGAGACCAUGUCGGAUGCCGAGCGAUGGCGACGUGUGCUGAAGCCGUUCGAAGGGGGCUGGUCUUCCAGCGAGUGGCUCGUGGAGACGAGCCGGCCGGCUGACUGCACCUCCUGCUGUCAGACCAGCCGGCCGCUGGAGAUCGAGAACCUGGGCCAGCUCAAGUGCUUGAAAAGCCCGCCCUCCUCUGGCCCCGCCUCCCCGGCUUCUGCGCUGCCUGCUGUGACAGCAGCGUCCGCGUUGGAGGCGUGGCUGCAGCAGGCAGUGCCGGUGCCACAGACCUGCAAGGCCAACGAGCUCUGCUCCACCUACAGCGACUGCGUCUGCGAGGACAACUGCGGGCGCCAAGCGCUGAGCCGCUGGCUGCUGCAGCAAGACGGCCGAGACAAGAACGGAGUUUCACUUGCCAAGAACGCCCCACCCACUGCCAAGAACGCCCCACCCACCCUGUUCCACAAAGAGCAGGAGCAGAAGGUUCAGGCCAUCCUGGAGGCCUGGCUCCACCCUGGAACCUCCUCCUGCAAGACCCCCUCUCUGUCGGCCUGGAUGGCCCCUGGAGAAGAGAAGGCCAGCAGAGAGGAGCACAGCUCCUUCACCUCGUCCACUCUGUCUCCUUUCCAACACCCUCUGGAUCCAGACCUCUGGGUUUGUCCGGAAAAGACUGCCACUCCCGCUCCGGCCUCUGGAGGUCCCACUGAGGACGAGGACAAGUGGCUCCUGAAGAAGAGGAGCCAGGCUCAGGAGCGUCUGGUGCUGCCAACCGUGUGUGACCUUUUCUCUUGUAUGAAGAUGGGCGGAGAUAAAGAAAGGUGGCUGCACAGGACUCCUGUACAGAUGUGAUGACCAUGAACAUAAUCACAGUGUGACAUCAUCACCGCUGCCUUCUCCACUUCCUGUGACAUCACCUGCCUCUUCCAAUCAGGAUCCAGAAUGGACCCAUUCAGAGUCAGCAGGGACAGGGUUAAUUUUAGAGACAAAGCUUUGAAUUCGUUUGGCUCUUAUUAAAACGAAGAAAUUUUACUUUCAUCCUUGUGUGAGCGGACUGCAGGCUCUGGUUUGUUCAGCGUCUGAUUGGUCGGCCUGCAGUCAUGUGACUGCUGAUUGGUGCUUUCCGUUGUAGCUGUGCUGUUAUUCUUUUUUUUUUUCUUUUCUUUUUCUUCCAUUGCUUAAUCAUAUAAAGCUGUGAUUGGAUGAUUGUAGUCAUUAUUAAAAAUGCCAACAUCAC
Salarias fasciatus (jewelled blenny) is the source of this 2369-nucleotide messenger RNA. RefSeq names its product nuclear receptor coactivator 4 (gene ncoa4). The record is from RefSeq and is a predicted model, not a curated record. Gene Ontology annotation, molecular function: transcription coactivator activity. Gene Ontology annotation, biological process: response to hormone; intracellular iron ion homeostasis. NCBI's taxonomy places the organism in Eukaryota, Metazoa, Chordata, Actinopteri, Blenniiformes, Blenniidae. The transcript has 12 exons. Bases 227 to 1984 code for a protein of 585 amino acids.